This is a messenger RNA of Frankliniella occidentalis (western flower thrips), 896 nucleotides long. RefSeq lists its product as uncharacterized. NCBI's taxonomy places the organism in Eukaryota, Metazoa, Arthropoda, Insecta, Thysanoptera, Thripidae. Bases 6 to 896 code for a protein of 296 amino acids. The transcript is spliced from 3 exons. The record is from RefSeq and is a predicted model, not a curated record.
UAAUUAUGAGUGACCGAAAGCGUAGCCCAAAUUUCACACAGGCGGAGAGGGAGCUUUUCGCUUCCCUUCUCAGCGAGUACUCGUCGGUAAUAGAGUGUAAGUUAUCUAAUAUGCAAGCGAGGACCGAAAAAGCGGCGGCUUGGGACGCUUUAACCCUAGCUUUCAAUUCUCAAACCACUUACAUUCAAAGGGACAAGGACUCCCUCAUGAGAUUGUGGGAUAACAUGAAGAGGGAAGCUCGGAAGAGUCGUUCUGAUGAAAAGCAGGAGUUGAUGGCGACAGGAGGGGGUGUUUCAACAAAGCCGGGGCCGUCGCAUAUAGAUGAAGCAGUCCUCCAAGUACUUGGUGCGAGCGCAAGUGGCCUUUCAAACCCUGCUGAUGGGGACAGCUCAGGCAGUCUGACCCUCCCAAACUUCAGUGGAAUACAUGUGGUUAGCAUCGAGCAGGAGAACAUACCUCCAUGCAGGGCAGUUCAAAGGGAGGACCUCAGGGCUGCCCUGCAGCAAGCCACUUGUACUCCUGGUGCAGUUGGUGUUGGUGAGGCAAAUUGGGGAAGCGAGGGCUUUAAGCCCUCAUUGCUGUACAGCCCCAAGCCGGCAGCUUUGAGGGUUAAUGCUUCCUUGGCGUCCUCAAGCAAGUCCUCCCCAGCUUCUUCACCUACUGCCUCCCCAGCUUCAUCCUCUUCUCCAUGCCUGCCGAAGAGGACCCUGGCUGAGGAGGCUGAAUUUGUGAAGAAUGCGAAAAGAAGGCGUCCUCGUCUUAAUGAGGACAAGAAGACUGCACUCGUAGAUGCCAAACUGGCAUUAAUGAACGCCUCUAUGAAAUGUCUUGAAGAAGAGAAGGCCCAGAGGGACACCUUCUUUGAGAUUGAGAAGAAGAAGAAAGAAUUGGAAUAA